This is a messenger RNA of Rhipicephalus microplus (southern cattle tick), 1712 nucleotides long. RefSeq lists its product as uncharacterized. NCBI's taxonomy places the organism in Eukaryota, Metazoa, Arthropoda, Arachnida, Ixodida, Ixodidae. Gene Ontology annotation, biological process: apoptotic DNA fragmentation; siRNA processing; pre-miRNA processing. Gene Ontology annotation, cellular component: nucleus; cytoplasm; RISC-loading complex. The record is from RefSeq and is a predicted model, not a curated record. Gene Ontology annotation, molecular function: ribonuclease III activity; RNA binding; deoxyribonuclease I activity.
GUUCGAGCGCUGAGCGUGGUGCCCGCAACAAAGCACCGCAAAGACGCUGAGAGCCGCCUGUCAUUCGAGACGUCACUCGCUUGAGUAACGCAAACUCCUCCUGCUGCUGCUGCUGCUGCUGCUGCUGCUGCUUCGGGACAUUAUGGUCACGUGGAUCGAGACAACGAUGACGUCACGCUCCUGACAAGACUCCAAGAGGAAAGGAGAUCGGAACGCGUGGCCCGCUAGCUAGCACGCGUGCAUCAACUUGAAAGUGCUCGACUGUGAAACCAAAGCCAUACCGAAACUUUGCUUUGGGCUUCAAGAGAGGCGACUUUUGUAGGAGCAGACGACAUCAUGACCAGCAACAGGCGUGUUGUCUGUGUUUUGUUCUGCUUCCUCGCGGCCUCUGCAGUGACAUAUGCCCGGCGUCCUCAAGCGACUUCAAGCCGUUCCGAAGGGGCGGGAAUCGCCGAACUCGUCGAAGUGCCCACGGGUGAACCGAGGAUGGUCCGGACGACGACGCUGAUUCGGCAGACUCUGCGUCAACCGUUCGGAGCGGCUCCCAGGGGUGUCCUCGUGCUCGUCACCGACAGGUCCAUGGCUCACCAGUACGAGAAUUACUUCAAGAGUACCUACCGGUCGCUCCUGGUUGGUCGUGCUUUGGACUCGCUGAGCCGCCAUUCGCUGUCCAGUAAGAACGUCACGCUGACCACCGGCGCUGCUCUGGCUCGGGCUCUGCAAAGCCGCUCGCUGGAGUUGAGCGAUCUGGCUCUGAUCGUGGCCGACGACGCGGACAUCCUCUUCACCGGCGCAGCAAUGGAUGCGGACGUCGUUGGAUCGUCGCUGUCAUCCGCAACUCCUAGCUCAUUAAAGAUAGUAGCUUUCACAAAGCCUGGUUGGACAGUGCCACAGCGAAGACAAAGGUUCUCGAUCAAUGAAUGCCUUGCCUGCGUUAUUUGUUCAGGCUUGGAUGCAGCUGCCAAGUCAUCCCUUCGCUUCCCCCAGCGUCUGGUGGACGAGAAGCUGUCGUCGUACUCGUUCCGUGAUCGUGACCUCCUCCUGCGCGCCCUGCUUCACCCAUCCAAGUCACGCCGCAUCGGUUCCAGCGUCACGUACCGGCCGCUGGACUACGUGGGACAGUUUGCACUCGAGUUUGUCAUAUUACGAGGCAUGGUGAAGAACGGCACGCUCAAGAGCAACCAGGAACUGCACGACGCCAAGACGCGGCUGCUCCGACACGAGACGCUGGCACGUGUGGCCGCUCUCAACGGCCUUGACCAGUACGUCUUCCUCGACGAAGGCCCCGAGAAGACGUCCAUGACAGAGUACGCGCACGAUGCGAGAUUACAGGUGUCCUUGCCCGCAGCGGCAGGUGAAAGAAAGAACAGCUUCCUGCACAACUUUCUCCAGUCUGUGGCUGGGGCAGUGUACAUCGACAGCGGAUAUGACGUGGACACGAUCGAGCGCAUCUUCUUGAAGUUUUUCAAGCCCCACUUCUAGCGGAUGCCAGGCUCUAUACGUCGACUGGUGCUCUGUGCACAUACUUUGACGCAGUUACACCAGAACGAAAGUGCUGAAAAUUGUUCUACUGCCACAGCACGCUGUGCAGCUGCUUGUGACAGUGUCGAAUGAUUUACUAGUGCUGCGUUAUCAGAGAAAGGAGAGCUGUCAGACAAACGCUCAGUUCUGCUUCUCUCCAACGCUAAUAAAUGAAAAUGUUUGGCUCGAGA